This is a messenger RNA of Rhipicephalus microplus (southern cattle tick), 1538 nucleotides long. Its product is annotated as arylsulfatase J. NCBI's taxonomy places the organism in Eukaryota, Metazoa, Arthropoda, Arachnida, Ixodida, Ixodidae. Gene Ontology annotation, molecular function: sulfuric ester hydrolase activity. The record is from RefSeq and is a predicted model, not a curated record.
ACUAGGCGUCCGAGCAAGUGUCCUUCUUGCAUUGCCCUUGUGUCGUGGUAUUUUUGCGCUUAACGAAAAUCACAUAUUUUCAGAAGCCGAUUGCCAGCAAGUAACCCUUUCUCAGCACGAGAUAUCUAUACACUGGCCUAGCAAUGUCUCGGUGGAGAGUAUGCAUCAUCCUGGUCGCUAGCGUUACUUGCGUAGCCCUGCUGAUCUACGGAGUCUACGUGCUAAUCAACGCCCAUCAAACCACCAAGAAACCUCACAUCAUCUUCAUACUCGCUGAUGACCUCGGCUGGGCCGACGUCAGCUUCCACGGCUCGAGUCAGAUCCCGACACCCAACAUAGAUGCCCUAGCUGCAGAUGGCGUGGUGCUCAACAACUACUACACGCACCCCAUUUGUACGGCGUCGCGGGCGGCGCUUAUGACUGGACUGUACGCAACACGACUGGGUAUGUACGUACACUCGCUUCCAGGGCUUCAGCACAUACCGAUCCAACCGGGUCAACCUUUUGGCCUUGACCUCAAGUACACUCUGCUUCCGCAGCACCUGAAAAGUCUCGGCUACGAGACGCAUCUCAUAGGAAAGUGGCACAUUGGUUGCUACGAUCCCGAGCACACGCCCACACGGAGGGGUUUCGACACCUUCUUCGGAUUGUACUACGGUCACGCUGACUACUACACUCACAUGCUGCAUUCUUCGGAGGGUGCGGUAAUCUCUGGCCUAGACUUUUGGAACUACACGGAACCUGCCUGGGAAGCCAACGGCUUGUACAGUACCGACUUGUAUGCAGACAAAGCAGUGCAACUCAUCGGAAAUAUCGACAAGUCUAAGCCGCAGUUCAUUUUCUUGAGUCACCAGGCAGUUCAUUCGGGAAACGACGACAAUAGGCUGCAAGCUCCUGCAAAGAACGUGGAAAAGUUCCCGUACAUUGGAGAAAAGAACAGAACCAUCUACGCUGGGAUGCUGGAUUCUCUGGACAUUGCCGUAGGGCGCACCAUUCGCGCUCUUUCUGAAGCGGGGAUGCUGGAGGACAGCGUUGUAGUGUUCAGUUCAGACAACGGUGGUGCGUCCGAAGGCCACCUAUCUUCUCGAGGCAUCAACUGGCCACUUCGCGGACAAAAAUCCAGCCCGUGGGAAGGCGGUAGCAAGGUCGCCGCCUUCGUGUGGUCACCGCUGCUCCAAAAAAGGCGCCGGGUCUCUAACCGGCUCAUGCACAUCACUGACUGGCUGCCGACGCUCUACGGAAUGGCUGGUGGAGUGGUACAGCAGCUGGGGAACAUCGACGGCCACGACAUGUGGGAAUCGCUGUCCGAAGACGCGUUGUCUCCACGUUCCGACUUCGUGUACAACAUCGACCCUUUGUGGGGUUACUCAGCGAUUCGAAAAGACAACUUCAAAAUCGUCGUAGGCCCUCUUCCUGAGCAGCGCACAGCGAUACCAGGGGGCGAGAGACCGCAGCACGAUCUGAAUGAGCUUGCGGAACAGAGCUACUCUGAACGCAACAACGAGAAAGAGGAGGAACUCUCUCGCGCACGCGGUUAA